AUGUUUAAUUAUAUGUUUAAUUAUAUGUUUAAUUAUAUGUUUAAUUAUUAAAGUAAAAUUUAGAACAUAAGUUAAAUUAGAAUCUAAUCGAUUACAAUUGACUCAAUACAUUCAUGUAAUUUUGCAUUGUUGCUAUUAUGUUGCAGCUUUUUUGGAGAUUUUAAAUAUGAUAUAGUUACGAAAGAAUAAAAAUAAACCCAGGAAUAACAAUUUAUUUUAAUAUGUACGGUCUAUAUAAAUAUAAAAAACAUUGUUCUGUUGAAUUUUGAAAUGCACGAAGAAGGAGACAUUUAAUUGUAAUGUAUAGUAAUCUUGAAGUGCUUAAUACAAUAGCCACAAAUUUAAAUUUAAACGUACCAGUGGUACAAUUAAACGCUGGUCCGGAUUUACAAAAUAAAUUUACUGCAAACAACAUGCCAUUAGAGUGCAAUUUACAUGUACAAGUCGCACAAAAUUCUAGUACGGAGCUACAAAAUGAAUCUACUUCAAACAACAUGUUACCAGAGUGCUAUUUACAUGUUCCAAUCGUACAUAAUUCUAGUAUAGAGAUACAAAAUAAUUCUACUUCGAAUGACGUGAUAUCAGAAGGCAAUUUACAUGUACAAGUUACACAAAAUUCUAGUACGGAGCUACAAAAUGAAUCUACUUCAAACAUGUUACCAGAGUGCCAUUUACAUGUUCCAAUCGUACAUAAUUCUAGUAUGGAGAUACAAAAUAACUCUACCUCGAAUGACGUGAUAUCAGAAUGCAAUUUACAUAUACAAGUCAUACAAAAUUCUAGUAUGGAGAUACAAAAUGACCCUACCUCAAAUGAGGUGUUAUCAAAGGGCAAUGUUCAUGUGCCAGUUGUACAAAAUGCUAGUAAGGAGCUACCAAAUGACUCUAUUUUAAACGACAUGUUAUCAGAGUGCAAUAUACAUGUACCAGUUAUACAAAAUGCUAGUACGGAGCUACAAAACGACUCUACCUCAAACGACAUGCUAUCAGAGUGCAAUAUUUAUGUGCCAGUUUUACAAAACGCUAGUUUGGAUCUAGAAAACGAAUUUACCUCAAAUGACAUGCUGUCAGAGUGCUCUUUAAAUGUGUCAACCAUAAGAAAUGUUAGUACGGAGUUAGAAAAUGAAUCUGCCUCAAACAACAUGCUAUCAGAAUGCAAUCUAUAUGUGCCAGUUAUACAGAACGUUAAUACAGAGCUACAAAAUGAAUCUGUCUCAAACGACAUACUAUCAGAAUGUAAUCUACAUCAGGAUAUAUUAAAUCCAUCAGAAACAUCUAUUGAUAAUUUUACAUUAAAUACUAAUUUUGAUCAAACAGUAACUAUUUUAUUUGAUGAAUUGAAUGAUUUAGGGAUAUCUCCGAAUAAUAUGUUAAACUAUUCUAAUGAAGAUGAAAAUAAUGUAUCUAAGAAUCUCAAUCAAUCCUGCAAUGUGGAUAAUUCUAUGGAAAUUGAAAAUAACAGAAAUGAAGCAAAUCAUGAAAAAGCGAUGAAUGAUAUUGAUGUGGCAAAAUUAAUAAAAGAAUCUAAUAACAAUUUAAAACAGGUUAAUGACAUAUCGAACUUAAAUAAUUCUGAUUGUAGCGAUUGCUACAGUGAUAAAGAUCCUGAUUAUCAUUACAGUACUGAUUCAGAAAAUUCUGAGGUAGAAGAUGAUGCUCAACAUUGUUCAAUACAAUCUACUAACACUACAAAUAGUAGUUUAGAAACAUCAUUAAAUGCGUCUAGACAACAAAUUUGUGAUGAUGCUAAUUUACAUGUCGAAUGUUCAAAACCUAAAGGUCAAGAAAAGAAAAAUUUUUGUUUUUAUUGCAAAAAAAUGCAGGCAAAAAUAAGUAGACAUUUAGAACGUGUUCAUAAAAAUGAAGAGGAGGUAAAAAAGUUUACUGGACUACCAAAAGGUAAUAAAGAAAGACAAAAGAUUAUCGGACUUUUAAGACGAAGAGGCAAUUAUUUAUACAAUACAGAUCCCACAUAUAAUAAGGGAGAACUCAUAGUUUGUAGAAGACCAACAGAAUCAAGAAAAAAAGCUGCACAUGAUUUUAUAUGUUGUGCUGGCUGUAAAGGCUUUUUUACUAAGAAUAAUAUACGUCAUCAUUUUAAACAGUGUACAAAGAAAAUUGUUGGCAGAACUGUGAAAGUACUGGGAAGAAAAGUUCAAGGAAGAAUUCAUGAAAGUGCGAACUCUAUUUUAAGAAACGUUGUAUUUCCGAUAUUAAGAGAAGAUGACAUUAUCAGAUUGAUAAGAUACGAUGAAUUGUUGAUUACUUACGGUAACAAGUUGUGUAUAAAGUAUAAACAUCAACACCAACAAGAUAUGAUUAGAGCUCGUUUGCGAUUAUUAGGGCGAUUUUUAAAAGCCAUCAAAAAAAUUAAUAAAAAUGUCACAGAUUUUUUUAGUAUUUAUCAUCCAUCAAUAUAUGAUGACUGUAUUACAGCUGUGAAUCAAGUAGCAGGUUAUAACACAAGUACAAAAGUUUAUGCAGCUCCUUCCGUUGCAUCAAGAAUUGGCACUCUUAUAAAACAAAUAGGAAAUCUUGCUAUUGCUGAAUGCAUAAAACAGAAUAAAUUUCAAAAAAAGUAGACAUAGAAAACUUUUUAAAGUUGCUACAAGAAGAUUUUGGCGUAUCUGUCAAUAAAACUGUUGAAGAAAGCAUAUUACAAGCUAAGCGCUAUCAAUUACAAGAAUUACCCUCCGUUAGAAGAUAUAAAAUUAUUGCACAAUUUUUACAAACUAAUAGGCGUUUGGCAUUUCAACGUCUCAGUGACACAUUUACUUAUGAUAACUGGCGGCAACUGGCACAAUUUACUCUAAUUUCGGUUCAAGUAUUUAUAGACGAAGAGCCGGAGAAAUUGAACGCAUUUUUAUCGAUGAUUAUAAGCACCAAGAAGGUAUAAAUGAACAAACAAAUCCAGAUUUAUACGAAUCUUUAUCACCUGAAGCUCAAAAAGUA
Monomorium pharaonis (pharaoh ant) is the source of this 2949-nucleotide messenger RNA. RefSeq names its product GATA zinc finger domain-containing protein 14-like. Lineage: Eukaryota; Metazoa; Arthropoda; Insecta; Hymenoptera; Formicidae. The coding region runs from base 300 to 2579 and encodes 759 amino acids. The transcript has 3 exons. The record is from RefSeq and is a predicted model, not a curated record.